AUGAAGAUUGAAAGGCCAAUAGAAAAGCGAUUCACACAGCCACCAGAAAACAUUUCAAACAUCAUACGAAAUCUGGAAAGUGUGCCAGAAAGCGAGAUAGCCGUAUAUUUGACCAAUAUAAACGAGUGGAGGCACACAAAAACCGAUCUGUUCUACUGGGUUUCUGUUUUGGACAGAUUGGAUAUGGUACUGAAGAACAUGCUGAGCGAGUACAAUAUAGAGCAGUUUCAGAACAGGCCCCUGUCGAAGGAAGACAAGGAAAAGGCCCAUGCGAUACUGAAGUUUCAGAAGCUACUGGUGGAGAACAGCUCUAACAAAAGCCUGUUCAGCUCGUUCGACGUGAUAGAGCCGUUUAUCUACUCGUUUGAGCUGGAUCUGGCGAUAGACGCUCUUUACCUGGUUUCAUUCUUUGCGUCCAAAAUCCACAUCCAGCGGUCUAUAAAGGCAAGCAUGUGCCUGAUGAAGAUGGAGACGCUGAAAAUACUGAUCGACCGGGUGAAGGACAAGCCGCAGGGCGUGUACACGUACUACGACGAGCACACAGACAGCUGCAAGAGGGUGAGCAUCAAAAAGGUCGUGAAGAAGGGGAUAUAUGGCCUGCCAGACAAGACGGUGCCGAAGCAGGAGCAGCGGCGGUUUGUCCAUGCGGUUCGGCAGAACGAGCUGCUUGAGCAAAUAGACAAGCUGAAAAUCAUCCGAAUGCUUGCGUUCAGCGCGCUGGUGUACUACAGCUACACAGACCUGCCAAUCGACUCCGAGUUCAUAAACAGAGACAUCCCGGAGGUUCUGAACAUCAUCAACACAGAGAGCUAUGAGAUGCGAGAGGCUGCCCUGACCAUGGUCGACUCGAUAUUCAGAAUGCGCAUUCGGCACUCUUCUGUAAUAUCGGCGAUGAGCGCGCAGUCGCACGAGGGAAUGAUAAUGAACCUUUUGAAAAAAAUAGUAAACGAGGAGCUUCCAGAACACUUUGUGGUUGCGUUUUUCAACUUCCUUAGCUCGUGCUUUGCCUCUGCGCAGUGCGUGUCUGCGCUGUUCUCCGCGGGAAUUGUGCAGUACGUGUACAACACGCUGAGGGACCGGGCGGACAUUUCGUACAAGAAGAAAAUGCGUCUUGUGAUGGGGGCAAACACGUUCCUGUUUACGCUUCCGGCGCCUUUCACGUGGUUCAUCUCCGAAAACGGCAUGGGGGUUCUGUCCAAGCAGCUUCUGGCGGCGGUUGAAACGGUUUUGGGGAGCAUCGAGGACUACGACCUGCUGAUGUACAUCAACUCAAUCAUGAAGAUAGUCUCGCAGCUGUUCAAGAACGUGGGCACUGUGGAGGCCAUGCGCGGGUUUUUAGAGGGAGAGUUUCCCAAAGCAAUCACACAGAUCCUUUUCCACUCGGAAAAGUUUACCCCUUCUAUACUUGCGUAUCUGUUUUCAACCGUGUCGGACUACAUCCACAACGAGCCGUCGAAUCUUCUCUUUGUGGUUGAGGCCGGCAUAUUUGAGGGGUUCGUGAUGUGCAUGAAAAAAGAGCUCACAUCGUGCCCGGACCUGCUGCUGGAGUUCCCAAACAUCAUUGAGGCGUUUUUCCUAAACGCAGAGCUCAUCCGGAAAAUAGAGGAGGCAAACAUUCUGGACAAAAUCUUCCAGGGAUUCGAAAUGCCGAACAUGUGCAACAUAAUCAUGUCGUACGACAUCGCCAGCACGUACGGGGUGUUCCUGGAAAAUCUGGUCCGGCACUACCCCGUGGUGUCGGCCUCCGUGAAAGAGAGGAUAUACAACACGAUGAAGAACCUGGAGGCCCAGAUUCCCCACACAGACCAUGCGCUCAUGCUGGUUUUGCUGGAAAACCUGUUCCGGAUGGUCCACCGGGCAGUCUACAGAAAAACCACAAACAACCAGCUGAUCACCGAUAUGGGCCUGCUGAACAAUCGCAUCAUAAGCAUGCUCACGCUGAUCGAGAUUCCUCCAGACACCGAGCUGUACACGGACGUCAUGAGCAUACUGAUCGAAGUGUUCAACGAGGACCAGGCAUAUGUGAUUUCGUACAUUGCAAAGCUGGUUGACCGUGUGAUGAAAAAUAAAGUCACGCAGGAGAACGCGGACAAAAUAAAAAGGAUUCUACUGGUAGCAAACUACUUGCUGUUUAAGGCAGAGGACGCAAGCCGCGCGUUUAUAAAGCACUGCACUACAAAGGGCUUUCUGCAAACAGUCAUGCGAGUCAGCGAGUACUUUAACGACAUAGUCGUGGAGAAUGAUCCUGCCAAAAAACAGUCGUGCGAGAUGCUGAUAAACCUGUACUACUCGUUUACGCUGGGCAUCCUCAAGAACAUACACAGCGUGAAGGACAGCCCCAAGCAGUUCCUGAAGGUGUUUUCGAUGCUUGUAGAAGACUCCCUUGACAAGGCCGCACAGAACGAGUACGUGUACUAUUCCACCCACAUGCACGGCCUGAAAAACUACCUCCUGCUGGACAAAGACCCCGCAGGAUACAUGGCCGGAUACCACUUUGUAAUUACGCACGACUACCUCAUAGAAAUAAACGUGUGCGGGAGGCUGAUGGAGCAUGCCAGGAAGCUUGUGGGCAUGCACACAAAAAACGAAAUCGACGAGGCCUCUCUUAAAAAAACAGUCACCUCUAUACUCGAGCUGCUGUCCAUAUACAUCCGGGGAAUCAGGGGCAUUUUCUCCCCCGCAGAAGAGACUGCGCACAGAGAGAAGCUGUGCGAAAUUGAAGAGCAUGUUUUGGUCUUUGUAGAGCUUCUCCUGGAGCACAUAGACAAAAGCAGCAUAGAGCACCUGCUGAGCAUAGUCAAAACCGCGUUUUACUCCUUGCUGAAAACGCAGAAGAGCACAAAGACAGAGCCUGGCGCAGAGCCGGCUUUCCUUCCCUCGCACGCUCGGAGGGAGGCGCUCGGGGCUUUUUUCGUUUCCGCGUUUCUGAGUCUGCCAAGAAGCGAAACAGAGAGCGUGCUGAACGCAGAUAUUUUCACGAUUCUUCUCGCAGACGGAGCCACGUUCCGGCAGGUGUACGACAAGAAGUGCUACGAUCUGCUGCGGCACGCGGCAAUUAAAGACUCCUGCGCGUUCUUCCACCUGUACAGCUACUUGCCAGAAAUGACGGAGGUGGUUGGCGAGUCCACAGACCCGUCGUUCCUCAAGAUGUACGCAAUGGUUGUGCUGUUCACAGCGAUGCACGACACGCUGAAGAAAACGAGCCUUCUGGACAAGGCGCUUGGGACCAUCAGAUUCCACGAAACCACAGACGCAGGCGUUCUGGAGGGGCAGGGCGUCGUGCUUUUGGUGGUCACAAAGUUGCACAUUGAGUACUCGUUUGGGCUGCACGUAGAGGCCCCCAUGGAGCUUGUCGACAGAAUGUACAGCGCGCUGGAGAGCAGCCAGGCCCAGGAAAGCCUGCUUACCGUGAUAAACCUUCUGGUCAGAAGGAUGGUGGAGGGGCCAGAGGCCGUGCAGGAGACUGUGAAUAGCGUGAUCAAAAGCAAGCAUCUUGGAAAGUUCAGGAUGUACACCACACACACCACGUGCAGCAACCUGCGAAGCACAAUCUUCUACUCGAUUUCCACCGCGCUGAAGUACAUAACAGAGAACUUUGAGUGCAUCAGCGCAGGCUGGGACGACAUCAGGCACAAGCUCCCGGAAAACGUGAAAGCGCCUUCGGGGAGCACCGAGAUGUCGGAGGCCGCGCUGGAGACGCUCUCGGACGGGCUUUUCAACAAAAAGAUAAAGAAGUACUCGGACGUAAAGCCCGAGGUGUUCAGAGCCAUAUUUUCCACAGACACUGGAAGCACGCUCGAAAAAACGGCCCGCGUGCACUCGCUUUCUCUUCUGGUCGUGGCUUUCCCGCAGCUUGUCGCGUCCCUGGGAGAGGAGGACUAUCCAGGCUUCCGGAGGUUCCUGAGCUGGCACGCCAUGCACGCAAAGCUCACAAAACCUGGCACGAUUUCUGAGGAGGAGAAGGCGCUUGCCCACUGGUCCGGGCACUUUAUUGUCGCGGUUUUCAACUACACCAUAGGAAUCAGCAUUAAGAGACACCUCAUGGGGUAUAUCGUAGAGAUGAUACACGAGUCGAUGAACAACAUAGUUGUGCUUACAGAGCUCGUCCAGGAGAUUCUUGUCACCCGCUUCAGCAAGAACACCUUUGACGAGUGCAUCACGCUGAUCAAGGAAAUGUGCGUUUUGGAGUCGAUAAUCUCGCGCACGAUGGAAAUAGACAACAGGCGAAAAGACUACGGCGCCAUUCUGGAGGCGCUUGCAGGGCCCAUCGAGUACAUUACGCGGAUUGUUUCUGUCGACGAGAAAGAGGCGUUUUACGAGGAGGCCAGCCAGUCGGAGGAGGAGAUGUACUUUGAGGACAUUGACGAGGGGUACAUGGAGGACUUUGACACGGACGAAACCAUGGACAGCGACCAGAUGCUGUACGACGACACAGACGAGCAGUCGAACGAGGUGGAGGAGGCCAGCACAGAGGACUCUCUGACGGUGUACACGUCAGAGUCCAACAACUACGAGGAGUACACCUUGUCGGAGGAAGUCUUGCUGGAGGAAGAGGAGGCAGCCCCGGAGAAGAACGAGUUUCUAAAGUCGCUGGGAACGCCGUCCACUUCGAAAAUCCUCACGGAGGAAAUGGAGAUUUUUCUGGACGGGGAGCGCGCAAGCUUUAUCCAGAAAAUGCUCGAGAAAAUCAUACUUUCUGUUCUGCAGGAGAAAGAGCCUGCCCAGGAAGAGACGCCGCUGGAGGACGAGCCGCUGGAAAUUGACGCGGAAAACACGGAGGACACCGAGUACGAGGAGUACGAGGAGGAGUACGACGAAGAGGAAUACGACGACGAAGAGAGUUUUGCCACGGGAGAGGAAAUAGCGAUAGGCGACGAGAACGGAGAGGUGCCGGAGCUGGACGUGGAGGUCCUCAACAACCUCCCCAGCGACAUUUUGGAGGACACGGUGUUCCACUUCUACCAGGACCGGAUAGCCUCCAGCACGGAGUAUAGGCCCAUAAGCAUACACUUUUUGGACAGGCUGCGCGAAGAAGUGCGGAGCGUGUUUGAGGAGCAGGAGACUCGAUACAUGGAAACAUUCGCCGGAGAAGUCCCGAGGAGAGAGGAGAAAAAAAAGAGGCCGCAGGACGUGCCGUUUAUUGCCGAGCGAAAUGCGCUGAUGCCGUUCGAGUCUGACAUAGUCCCAGGCUUCAUUAGAAUGACCAUGUCGUACACAAACCGAAGACAUCUUUACAGGAUAAUACACAACAUGUGCUCCGACAGGGAAAUCCGAGAGUGCGUGGUGGGAGUGCUUGUGGGAAACAUCAGCCAGAAGCCGGCGGGGAACCCAUACAUAACAAGCUCGCCGAGCGGGGCAAAUGAAGUGGUUCCGGAGGUGACGGUGAAAAGAAGCUUUGAGGCACUCACGUACCUUUGCACAAAAUCGUCGGACAUCACGACAGUGUUCAGCACGAACAUCUCCUUGCUGAACCAGAUACUCCACAGCACGAACAAAAGAACUAUGCCGGAAAGCAUCAAGCUGCUCAGCACGAUUGGAGACUGCUUCGUGAACAACCGGGUGCAGGACCCGGGCAGCGUGCACAUCCAGAGCUACAUCGAGUUUCUGGAGUACGACAUGUCAGACGACACGUUUGCAAACUUCUCUUCUUUUAUAAAGAAAACAGACCGGUUUUACAGAAAAGAGUAUCUGGUCUACCUCGUGGGGGAAAGCAAGAAGGUGCUUGAAGAGUGCUUGAACAAAAUAGAGUUUAGCAGCCAGGCGUGCACAAAGGCAAUUUCCCGCCUUGUGCGCAUGGUCACGCUGAUAGGCGUUCUGGGAGUUACGCCGAGCUAUCUGGACGACCUCCUUGCGCUCCGGGAAAUGCCUUUCUGGGAGCACUACUUUGCGCACAUCCUUCCAAAGGAGAAGGAGGCGCUCUAUGUCUCCUCGCUCCUGCCGAUUUUUAAGGCGUUUAUCAUCGUGCACACUAUCCAGAUGCACACGGGAAGCAGCGAAGAUGGGAGCGAGUUCGAAGAGAUCACAAGCGAGCCCUCUAUAUACCACGCCGUGGUGGAAAGGGAGAAGGACCUGAUAAACACGUUCAUCCAGGCGGACCCGGAUCUGCUGUUUUCUUCGUUUGCAGGCCUGCCCAGGAAGAUCCUGGACUUCGACAACAAGCGGGUGUACUUCUACAAGAAAGUGCGGGGAGAGCAGCACCAGAAGUCAACAGUCCAGCUGAUGGUGCAGAGGGGAACGGUCUUUGAGGACACUUUCCACCAGCUCAUGCGCCUGCCCGGAAAGCAGGUGCAGCACGCCAAGUUCAACAUCAAGUUUGUGGGCGAAGACGGCGUGGACGCAGGAGGGCUUACGCGCGAGUGGUACUCCGAGCUGGGCAAAGAGAUGUUCAAUCCCAACUACGCGCUGUUCACGCCAAUAGGGGCUUCCUACCAGCCAAACCACAUCAGCCACAUAAACCCAGAGCACCUCGUGUACUUUAAGUUUAUCGGGCGCAUUAUUGGGAAGGCCGUGUACGACGAAAUGACCGUGGACUGCCACUUUACGCGCGCGUUCUACAAGCGCGUGCUCGGCAUCACAGUGGAUCUUAGCGACGUGGAAACCCUGGACCCAGAGUUCUACCGCUCGCUUGUGUGGAUUCUAGAGAACGACAUUGAAAAUGUCCUGGAAAUGACUUUUUCCAUGGAGCAGGACCAGCUCGGAAUCACGAAAAUAAUUGACUUGAAGGAAAACGGGAGAAACAUUGCGCUCACAAACCAGAAUAAGCGCGAGUAUGUUGAGCUCGUGUGCGGGUUUAAGCUUGUGAAGGUCGUCGAGCGGCAGCUGGCUGCGUUCGUCGAGGGCUUCUUCGAGAUUCUGGACAUGGACCUCAUAAAAAUGUUUAACGAGAAGGAGCUGGAGCUUCUGAUCAGCGGGCUUCCGGAGAUAGACGUCGACGACUGGAGAAACAACACAAUAUACUUUGGAUACACUUCUGACUCGCAGGUGGUCAGAUGGUACUGGAGAGCAGUGCGCAGCUUCACCAUGGAGGAGCGGGCGAAGCUCCUGCAGUUUGCAACCGGAACGUCCAAGCUCCCGCUCGAAGGGUUUGCAGGACUCCGAUGCCAGAACGGAAACCAAAAGUUCCAGAUCCACAAGGCAUCCGGCGGCUCCACCAGGCUCCCAACUGCACACACAUGCUUCAACCAGCUGGACCUCCCAGAGUACGACACGUAUGAGCAGUUUGUCAAGGCCCUCCUGUUUUCUGUCGAAGAGUGCUCGAGCGGAUUCGGUUUUGCAUAG
Messenger RNA from Nematocida major, 7278 nucleotides. RefSeq names its product E3 ubiquitin-protein ligase HUWE1. The transcript has a single exon. The record is from RefSeq and is a predicted model, not a curated record. The coding region runs from base 1 to 7278 and encodes 2425 amino acids. Gene Ontology annotation, molecular function: ubiquitin-protein transferase activity. NCBI's taxonomy places the organism in Eukaryota, Fungi, Microsporidia.